AUGAGCCGACAAUGGAUGUACGAUGACCGAUGCUCUCCCGAGUUCAUUAAUGGCGUGCAAACUUUUCUGCUUGUGGCUGAGGCAAACAAGCGGGCGGAUGGUUUUAUGCCUUGUCCAUGUUUAGUCUGUAAGAAUGAUCACAAUUACUCUACGUCAAGAACCAUUCACGUCCACCUGUUUAAGUCCGGUUUCAUGCCCCACUAUAAUGUUUGGACCAAGCACGGAGAAAGAGGGGUUAUGAUGGAAGACAAUGAAGAAGAAGAGGACGACGACAACUAUCCUGGCCAUGGGUUCCCUGAAUACGAUGAUACAACAAUGGGGGAAGAAGCUGAGCCGGCAAUGCGGGAAGAAGCUGAAGAAGAGGCAUCAGAUGAGCCCGCUGAUGAUCUAGGUCGGGCCAUUGCCGAUGCAAAGAGAAACUGCGCAAGUGAUUUGGAGAAGAAGAAGUUGCAGCGCAUGUUAGAAGAUCACAAGAAAUUGUUGUACCCGAAUUGCGAAGCUAACAAGGAAAAGUUGGGCACCACACUGGAAUUGCUGCAAUGGAAGGCAGAGAAUGGUGUAUCCGACAAGGGAUUUGGAAAGUUGCUGGUAAUGAUAAAGAAUAUGCUUCCAAAGGACAACGAAUUGCCCGAGAGUACGUACGAAGCAAAGAAGGCUGUCUGCCCCCUAGGGUUAGAGGUGCAGAAGAUACAUGCAUGCCCUAAUGACUGCAUCCUCUACCGCGGUGAGUACGAGGAUUUGAACGCUUGCCCGGUAUGCGGUGCAUUGCGCUAUAAGAUCAGGCGCGAUGACCCUGGUGAUGUCGAGGGCGAGCGCCCCAGGAAGAAGAUUUCUGCCAAGGUGAUGUGGUAUGCUCCUAUAAUACCACGGUUGAAACGUUUGUUCCAAAACAAAGAACAUGCCAAGGUGAUGCGAUGGCACAGGGAAGACCGUAAGAAAGACGGAAAGUUGAGAGUACCCGCUGACGGGUCGCAGUGGAGAAAAAUUGAGAGAAAGUACGGGAAGGAGUUUGCAGAUGACGCAAGGAACGUAUGGAAGAAUGUGUACCUGGGCCAUCGUCGAUUUCUUCCGACCAACCAUCAAUGUCGAAAGAAAGGCAAGCAUUUCAAAGGCGAGGCAGAUCACCGGAAGAAGCCGGCCAUGCGUACCUGUGAUCACGUACUUGCUAUGGUCAAUGAUUUACACGUAAUCUUUGGAAAGGGUCCCGGCGGACUAGCUGUUCCGAAUGACGCUGAGGGACACGCACCCAUGUGGAAGAAGAAAUCUAUAUUUUGGGACCUACCCUACUGGAAAGAUCUAGAGGUCCGCUCUUCAAUCGACGUGAUGCACGUGACGAAGAACCUUUGCGUGAACCUGCUAGGCUUCUUGGGCGUGUAUGGGAAGACAAAAGAUACACCUGAGGCACGGGAGGACCUGCAACGUUUGCACGAA
Messenger RNA from Aegilops tauschii subsp. strangulata, 1431 nucleotides. NCBI's taxonomy places the organism in Eukaryota, Viridiplantae, Streptophyta, Magnoliopsida, Poales, Poaceae. The record is from RefSeq and is a predicted model, not a curated record.